Molecule: messenger RNA, 3244 nt
Organism: Cynara cardunculus var. scolymus (artichoke)
Lineage: Eukaryota; Viridiplantae; Streptophyta; Magnoliopsida; Asterales; Asteraceae
Product: leucine-rich repeat receptor-like protein kinase TDR
Exons: 2
Coding region: 1-3048 (1015 amino acids)
Biological process (GO): protein phosphorylation
Molecular function (GO): ATP binding; protein binding; protein kinase activity
Source: RefSeq, a predicted model, not a curated record
AUGAACCACCGUCUGUAUCUCCUCUUCAUCUUCUUCCACCAUUUGCCACUUCUUCUCUCCUCAGCUCCCACCGCCUUCCCUCUUCAGCUCCUUUCACUUCUUUCUCUCCGAUCAUCUCUGGUAGACCCACUUAAUACGUUUCAAGAUUGGGAUCCAUCACCUUCUUCAUCAAAACCAGGAUUCGAACCUGUUUGGUGUUCAUGGUCGGGUAUCAAAUGUGACCCGAGAACGUUUCAGAUCAAUUCAUUGGACAUCUCUAACCGGAACCUCUCCGGUACGAUUCCCGGAGACAUCAAGUACUUGACUCACCUACACCAUUUGAAUAUCAGUGCAAACGCUUUCGCCGGACCUCUCCCGACGGUCAUCUUCGACCUGACUUUUCUUCGGACUCUUGAUGUCAACCAUAACCUUUUCAAUUCGACAUUUCCGCCGGGGAUUUCGAAGUUGAAGUUUCUUACAUUCUUCAAUGCUUACAGCAACAGCUUCACUGGGCCUUUGCCUCAGGAGAUUGUUCGUUUGCCGUUUCUGGAACACCUCAACCUCGGUGGAAGCUACUUCGAAGGUGAAAUUCCAAAAAGCUAUGGCGGUUUCCAAAGGUUGAAGUUCUUAUAUCUUGCUGGAAACAUUCUCGGUGGUCAAAUUCCAGCGGAAUUAGGACUUAUAACGUCGCUCCAGCAUUUAGAAAUAGGAUAUAAUGCUUUCUCCGGCGUCGUUCCGACGCAAUUCGCUUCGUUGUUGAACUUAACUUUUCUUGACAUGUCAUCUUCUAAUCUCUCCGGUAACUUUCCUGUCGCUUUAACAAACUUGACGAAGCUUGAGACAUUGUUAAUUUUCAAAAACAAUUUCUAUGGUGAAAUUCCGGCGAGUAUAGGCCAUUUCCAAUAUGUGAGGAUUCUCGACUUGUCGAAUAACAAAUUCUCAGGGAGUAUACCAGAUGAAGUGUCGUCGUUGAAGAACCUACUGGAGCUAAGUCUAAUGAACAACAACUUGACCGGAGAAGUUCCUCAAGGUAUCGGUGAGCUUCCGGCGCUCCAAUUUCUGUUCCUGUGGAACAAUUCACUCACCGGAAUUUUGCCACAAAAACUAGGGUUAAAUUCGAAAUUACAGAGGCUAGACGUCUCUUCGAACUCUUUUUCUGGUCCAAUCCCACCAAAUCUCUGCCUCGGCAACAAUCUAGUAAAACUCAUCCUCUUUUCGAACCAAUUUUCCGGUGCUCUUCCCUCCUCUUUAGCGAACUGCACGUCGUUAUUGAGGCUCCGCGUCCAAAAUAACAGACUCAAUGGCUCAAUUCCUAUUGGAUUCGGAAGUUUGUCCAAUAUUAUGUUCAUGGAGAUUAGCGAUAACAAUCUCACCGGACCAAUUCCAGCAGAUUUAGCCAAUGCCGCUAAACUAGAGUAUCUAAACAUCUCAGGGAAUUCAUUUGGCAGUGUUUUGCCGGAAAAUAUCUGGAGUGCGCCGAGUUUACAAAUUUUUUCAGCGAGUUCAAGUAAACUUACAGGGAAAAUCCCCAAGUUUCAAGGCUGUGAAAACUUCUACAAGAUAGAAAUGGAAGGGAACGAGUUGAGUGAUAGCAUUCCUUGGGAUAUUGGUCACUGUAUGAAGUUAAUCUCGUUGAAUUUAAGACGUAAUUUAUUGACAGGCAUCAUUCCAUGGGAGAUUUCAACUCUACCUUCGAUAACGGAAGUUGAUCUUUCGCACAAUUUUCUAACUGGUACGAUUCCUUCUACUUUUGGUAAUUGCAGUACAUUAGAAGGUUUCAACGUUUCGUACAAUCAGCUUACUGGACCUGUGCCUUCCUUCGGACCUGCAUUUUCAAGCCUACAUCCUUCGUCAUUCACCGGAAACGAUGAACUCUGUGGUGGAGUACUCCGGAAGCCUUGUGGUACCGAAAGUGAAACUGAGGUAAAACCACAGCAACCGAAGAAGACCGCCGGAGCUAUCGUGUGGAUAUUAGCGGCCGCAUUUGGUGUAGGCCUCUUCAUCCUCAUAGCAGGUAGCCGAUGCUUCCGAGCAAACUACCAGCGUCGCUUUGUGGCAGAAGAAAUAGAGAUCGGACCGUGGAAACUAACCGCCUUCCAACGGUUGAACUUCACCGCCGAUGAUGUGGUGGAGUGCUUGUCAAUGACGGAUAAGAUCCUCGGGAUGGGAUCGACUGGGACCGUCUAUAAAGCAGAGAUGCCAGGUGGCGAGAUCAUAGCCGUUAAAAAGCUUUGGGGAAAACACAAGGAGACGAUCAGACGUCGGAGAGGAGUGUUGGCAGAGGUGGAAGUAUUAGGUAACGUCCGGCACCGGAAUAUCGUAAGAUUGCUCGGCUGCUGCAGCAACAGAGAGUGCACGAUGCUGCUUUACGAGUACAUGCCAAAUGGUAGUUUAGAUGAUCUUCUGCAUGGGAAGAACAAAGGUGACAAUUUAAUGGCGGAUUGGCUAACACGCUACAAGAUCGUCCUAGGUGUGGCGCAGGGGAUUUGCUACCUCCACCACGACUGUGACCCGGUGAUCGUCCACCGUGAUCUGAAGCCUAGCAAUAUCCUAUUGGAUGGCGAGAUGGAAGCCAGGGUGGCAGACUUCGGCGUCGCAAAGCUCAUCCAAUGCGACGAAUCAAUGUCGGUGAUCGCCGGAUCCUAUGGCUACAUUGCACCAGAAUACGCGUAUACUUUACAAGUGGACGAAAAAAGUGAUAUAUACAGCUUUGGAGUGGUGUUAAUGGAAAUCAUUAGUGGGAAGACAUCAGUGAACUCUGAAUUCGGAGAUGGGAAUAGCAUCGUGGAUUGGGUUAGGACGAAAAUGAAAAGCAAAGAAGGUAUCAAAGGCGUAUUGGAUCAAAAUGCAGGGGCUUCAUGUAGCUCGGUCAGGGAGGAAAUGAUGCUACUAUUAAGGGUGGCAUUGUUAUGUACAAGUAGAAAUCCAGCUGACCGACCUUCAAUGAGGGACGUUGUAUCAAUGUUGCAAGAAGUAAAACCAAAGAGGAAAUCGCCCGAGAACAUGGUGGUUGGCAACAGCGAAAAACCUCCGCCGUCACCACUGCAAAAGCCGAUCGUUGAAUGUUGAGAGAAUUGGUCUCUUUUGGAGUUUUUUUCCCCUUUCUUUGUUAAAUUUUUGUUUUUUCAAAUUAGUGGUGGGGAUUGGUAUACAAGUACAAUUUUUUUUUUGUUACCAAGGAAAUAUGUCAAGUCGUUGGUCAACGAUUUGUUGGGGUGUUUUAUGUAAUUUAACAAAUGGUCAUUGAUGUAUGUUUGCAUCAAAA